ACCCUCAAACCCCCCACCCCCCAAACAGCUACCCUCAAAUUUUCUAUCUCUAUUUCUUUCUAUUUUCCUAUUUCCUCUCUUUGAGCUCGAUCGGCAGAUUUCUUCAUUAUCCUUUUUUCUUUUGAAUCUGAUUUGAUUUCGGAGGAAUUUCAAUUUCCCGAUUUUUCAUCUGCUCUAAUCGACGAUUUCAGCCUUUUCUCUCUGUCGAUUGUGUUCUUCGCUGAGCAAAUUAGGGUUUGUAUUCAAUCAGGUUCUUUUGUUUAUCACUUUAUCUGCUUUUUUUUUUCGAUUUUCACAUUCUUUUGCAAAACCCUAGCCUGUUAAGUUUUCCUAUUCUGUCAAAUAUUCGUUGAUUCCUUAUUUUUUGAUUUGUAUAGUUAAAAUUUUGAAGAAAAAAAAAAGAAAAAGAAAGAGUAAGGUGUUGUUUCGCUGAUUGAUUCUAUUGUAUUAUUCAGAUUUUUUGUUACAAGAAGCUCCGUGAGAUUUUAGGUGCGUUGUCUUUUAGUUUACCAUCCGAAAUUGAGGGUUUCCUUGUUGAAUCUAAUAAGCUUCGCGUCACCAAAAAAGAGAGAAAAUAGAAAAAACCAAAAAGAAGAAAAAGAAAAACAAAAUCCUAUUUUUAGGUGUUAGAUUAUUCCUUUUUGGCUGUUGUUAGAGUUGAUCUAAAUCAUAUAUGGCAUUAAAUUUUUCGCAUCGGCCCAUAUUUCCGGCGCAUAUAUCUGAGGAUAAUUUGGUAUCACCCAUGAGAAUUGUGAAUGGGUGUUUAGUCGAGGGUGUUCCGGAGAAUAAUGUGGAGAAUUUUGCUUGGUCGUGGCGUGUUUGUCGAGAACCGCGUGACGGGUUUGAAUAUGGUUAUGGGAGGGAAACAGUAGACAAGUGUGAUUAUUCGGAGUCGGUAUCGGAGGAUAUCAUUGAUCUUCUCCCUGCUGAUCCAUUUGGGAUGGAUAUAAGCACCACUAUCACAGCCAUUACGGGUUGGCUUGAGUAUUUGGAAGUUGAUUAUGGAGGAUGUAGGAGAAACCAUGCCAGUCCAAGUAAUGAGGACUGUGGUUUAAUUGCUGGUUUUGAUUUUGUAUGGAACGAUUCUAUGAGGUUCCAAUCAUUCCCUAUUAAUCACGUUCAGUCUGAUGACAAACUGAAUAGAGGUGAGCCAGUGAGUUUGCUUAUUGGGGAGAGAGAUAUGAGGGACGCCUUGGCCCAUGUUGGUCUUGGCUCAGCUUGCAAUGUGGGGGACACUGCAGGCUUAAAUAAUGUAGGUUCAGUCAGUUUUUUUCCCCUGACCAUGGGAACAGGGUCUGGGGCGACGUCUUGCUCUGGUAAAGAUGAAGGAGCCCCUCAUGAGGCUUUAUCUUUUGCUCUUGGUUACCUUGGAGUGAAGGAUCUUUUGACAGUAGAAAGUGUUUGUAGGUCCUUGCGGCUUACUGUAAAAACUGAUCCUUUAUUGUGGAAAAGCAUUCACAUUGAAAAUCCAUUGACUGAGAUCAGCGAUGAUAUCCUUUUGCAAUUGACUAGCAGGGCUCAAGGUAACUUACAAUGCUUGAGUUUGUUAGAGUGCACCCGCAUCACAGAUGACGGUUUGAGGCGGGUUCUUGACUCUAAUCCACAUUUGACAAAGCUAUUUGUUCCUGCGUGUACAAGACUCAGUAUUGAAGGCAUUGUAAAUAUGUUGAAGUCUUUUAACUGUCAAAGAGGUAAAAUGGGUAUAAAGAACCUGUGGAUUGGCGGUCUUUAUGGAGUGAUGCGUGAGCAUUUUGAAGAGCUGGAGUUUCUUCUAGGUUCAGAUAGCCAGACGAGGCAAAAUGUUUACAAACCCCAUUUCUUUUCUCGAAGGAAUAUUUAUCGUUUGGCUGAUGACAGUCGGGCGAUUGAUGUUCAACUAUGCCCUAUGUGUAAAAAGGUAAGGUUGGUCUAUGAUUGUCCUGCAGAGGGUUGCCAAGUGAAAGAUGAAGCUAUUAAAGAAUGUAGGGCCUGCUCACUUUGCAUCUUACGGUGUAGUGAAUGUGGGAGAUGUAUAAAUAACACAGAGUAUGUGGAGACUUUUUGUUUGGAAUUGCUUUGUUCUGAUUGCUCUAAGCAGCCUUUGGAGUGCAAAAAUGAGCAGAAGUGCAGCCUUUGAAGUGCCAAAAUGGAGCAGGAGGGGGAGGGGCCGGUUCCUGUGAAGGAGAUGGAAGUGUGACUGCCGAGGAGUAAAUAUAUGUGCUAUCAUCUACUUGUUUAAUUGGAUUAAAGAAAAAAUUAAGCAGACAAUUGACUGCUAACAAAUCAAUUUGUGCAAGACUUGCCUAAAAUAAUUGAAUUUGUUUUGUUUGUUGAA
Solanum lycopersicum (tomato) is the source of this 2314-nucleotide messenger RNA. Its product is annotated as F-box family protein. Gene Ontology annotation, cellular component: cytoplasm. Gene Ontology annotation, molecular function: protein binding. Lineage: Eukaryota; Viridiplantae; Streptophyta; Magnoliopsida; Solanales; Solanaceae. The record is from RefSeq and is marked validated.